Molecule: messenger RNA, 1128 nt
Organism: Theobroma umbraticum
Lineage: Eukaryota; Viridiplantae; Streptophyta; Magnoliopsida; Malvales; Malvaceae
Product: B-cell receptor-associated protein 31-like protein
Biological process (GO): intracellular protein transport; endoplasmic reticulum to Golgi vesicle-mediated transport
Cellular component (GO): endoplasmic reticulum; endoplasmic reticulum membrane
Source: RefSeq, a predicted model, not a curated record
ACGGGAAUCGCAGUCCUUUUCUUUCUUCCUUUCUCCAUCUUCUUCUUCAGCGCCCUAUCUCUCACUGAUUCGGUGCACUGCAGAUUCAGAAUAUUCAGUUACACCCCCCAAUAAGGAGGAACAAAACAUUUGACUUUUGAGUUUUGACUUUUCUUUCUUUGGGGGUGUUCCUUUGGAGAGAGAUUUUAAAGAUGAUUCAGUUAUUGUUCCUGGUGGUGUUCUCAGAGAUGGCGGUGAUUGUUGUAUUAUCGUUCAAGACACCGUUAAGGAAGCUGGUGAUAAUGGUUUUGGAUCGGGUCAAGCGGGGACGAGGACCUGUGAUGGUUAAGACGGUGGCGGGAACGGUUUCCGUGGUGAUGAUGUCAAGCGUGUACAGCAUGAUGAAGAUCCAGAAGCGUUGGAUCGAUGACGGAGCGGCUAAUCCGACGGACCAGGUUCUUAUGGCCAAGCAUCUUCUUGAAGCUACUCUCAUGGGGGCAUCACUAUUCCUAGCACUAAUGAUUGACAGAGUACACCAUUAUAUCAGAGAACUCCGACUACGAAGGAAGAACAUGGAGGCUGUCAAGAAACAAGGUCGAGGCUUUGAGGAUGUAAAGCCUGGUGGCUCAAACGAAGUUAAAGCCUUGGAGGAAGAAGUAACCGCUCUGCGGGCAAAAUUUAAGCAGCUGGAGUCUGAUCUUGAGACAAAGACGAAAGAGAUGAGUGCUGCAGAAGCCAAUGCAGUUGCUUUAAGGAAACAAUCUGAAGGUUUUCUUCUUGAGUAUGAUCGAUUGCUUGAGGAGAACCAAAACCUUAGGAAUCAGUUGCAAUCUUUGGACCAGCGAUUGUCACGUUCAGGUAGUAAGAAGAAUACCUAAGGAACUGAUCUCACCUCUUGCAAAAUGAUUUUCAGUUUCACUAUCAAUUUUCAAUUUAGUUAUUCAGGAGUUUUGUAAUGGAUUUGUUGGUUGCAGUUUAGUUGUCAUUCAUGCAUUAUUUUAAAGUGUGGACAGAAAAAGAUUCAAGGAAAAAAAAAAUGUUAGAGAUAUUAGCUUCUCUUUGUCCUGUUUUGGGCUUGAUGUGUUUGAUUUAAGCAGAAUUGAAAUGUUGAAGCAUAAUGGAUGAAUUUUGACUUGACAUAUUGUAAAA